Messenger RNA from Schistocerca nitens (vagrant locust), 723 nucleotides. RefSeq names its product spidroin-1-like. Bases 1 to 723 code for a protein of 240 amino acids. The record is from RefSeq and is a predicted model, not a curated record. The transcript is spliced from 3 exons. NCBI's taxonomy places the organism in Eukaryota, Metazoa, Arthropoda, Insecta, Orthoptera, Acrididae.
AUGGGACGGCAGCGCCGUGCUGUCGGCGGCCACUUGACUUCCGGAAAGCGACAGCUGCGGGGAAUUCGCCACGCCGGCGGCCGGCGGCCCUGGGAGCGGCAGCGCCUGCGUCGGAGAUGCGUCGGCAAAGGCGGGCAGAUUGUGGGCGCGAGAGGCCAGCACGUAUCGCGCGCGGCAUCUGCCGUGGAUUUACUGCGGGGGCGGCGCGCCGCCCUCUCAUCUCGCCGCCCGGCGCCUCGCCUCGCCUCGCCGGGACACGGGACAGGCGCUGAGGGGCCCGGCCGGGUGCGCGGGAAGGGAGCUGGGAAGCUGGGAUACGGGCGCCAGAGGAGCGUGUCGCUGGCGCCGUGCGAUGUGGGCCGGCAGUCGGCGGCGGCGGCGGCGGUGGCAGGUGCCCCGGAGGGCAGUGCGCGGGGGACCGGUGCACAAAUCAGGGGGGCGGCGGGGGCGGUCGGGGCGGCGGGGGCGGCGGGGGCGGCGGGCGGCUCCCGAGGGAACACUCGCGGGCCCUAUCUGCGCUCCGCCGGCUCCGCAGCCAGAGCCAGGGCUGCACGGAAGGGAAGAGGGCCGCCAGGGAGGCUGCAACACCCGUGCGGCGCCGGCGCCGGCGCCCGAGGGGAUGCCCGGGCGAAACACGUGGAGUACACUGCCGUUGCUGCCGAGGACAUCGUAGCGCUGCUGAAGAUGGCAGUGUUUGUAUUAAUGAUGGUAGUUGUACAUUAA